Molecule: messenger RNA, 403 nt
Organism: Nanorana parkeri
Lineage: Eukaryota; Metazoa; Chordata; Amphibia; Anura; Dicroglossidae
Product: C-type lectin domain family 10 member A-like
Exons: 3
Coding region: 1-381 (126 amino acids)
Source: RefSeq, a predicted model, not a curated record
AUGUUGGUCCUCAGGUGGUUAACAUAUAUUUUGUGUAUUUCAGCUUCUCUUUCCAGUGACAUUCAGAGGAUUCUGGGAGUUUUGGGGAGCCUGGCAGAAGAGGUGCAGAAACUGAACAGCUCUGCUGAUCCAAUAUGCAGUACGGGAUGGACUCAGUAUGGACUCAGCUGUUACUACUUGUCUUCAGACUCAAAACCAUGGAAUGCCUCCAAGAAAGAGUGUGAGGACAGGAAGGCCCACCUGGUGGUCAUCAAUGGCGAGGGGGAGAUGAAUUUUCUGCGCGGGUUUACAAAAGUCGAUUACUUGUGGAUCGGCCUAACGGAUGCGGAUGGAACCUGGAGAUGGGUGGACGGAACAUCUUAUGACAAGACUCCAAAGUAAGACACUGAGACCUCGAAUAUCA